This is a messenger RNA of Ambispora leptoticha, 600 nucleotides long. The record is from the annotation of a GenBank genome assembly. NCBI's taxonomy places the organism in Eukaryota, Fungi, Glomeromycota, Glomeromycetes, Archaeosporales, Ambisporaceae.
AUGUCUUGGCAAGAAAAAUUCAAAGACUUCAAAAUUUUGUCUGAUUGGGAAAAAUAUGAAAAUUCAAAGUAUCCUAGACGUAAAUUGAAUGAAUAUCGUCUUGUAAAAAUCAAUUUUACAAUCUAUUUAGAAGUAAAAACUCAAAAACCUGAAAUCACUUUCCUCCUUGAUAAAGAGAAUUUUCAUCUCUUGAAAAAUUAUACCUGGACUUGUGUUAAAGAUGGAAACACAUAUUCUAUUCAAAAUAAAAAAAAGCAUAUUCAUCGUUUGAUUCAUCCUGAUUGGAAGAUGAUUGAUCAUAUGAAUCGUGAUGGAUGUGAUAAUCGUGAAUGUAAUCUUCGGGAAACAACAUCAAGAGAAAACCAACUAAAUCGUAAAUUACAAAAAAAUAAUACUUCAAAAUAUAAUGGAAUUUGUUAUAAUAAAAGAAAAAAUGCUUGGAGAUUUCGUUGGUAUGAGAAUAAUAAACGUAAAGUUAAAAAUUUUAGAAUUACAAAGAAUAGAACUAGUGAACAAGCAAAACAAUUAGCGAUCGAUUUUAAAUUAACUCACGAUGAAUUAACUGGAAACAGAAACAGAUAUCCUAUAACUUAUUCAUAA